ACGAGGGCACAACGCUCGCAACGGCGGAUCGCUGCAGGGGCGUCUUCUUGUUUGGUGAUGAUUAAGGUACACUGUGCAGGGAUGCGCAGCUGAUGAUGAAGACUGACCACGAGCGAACGCCCACUGACAUGGCUGGAGUUGGCUCGCCCGAACCUGUUGGCAAAAAACGCCGCUGCCGUCGCCUAGCGGCGCCGCCUUGGGACUGACUGCCUAUGACAUAUACAGAUGAUGCCCCUGCUCAGGCUGCUCUGCCCGCAAACGUCCCAUUCAUACACGCCUUGUUGUCUCUGCCCUACUGCAACUCCACCCACUGUUCGUUUUCGUUUCUCACGGCGUUGACUGCGACCUAUGUCGGAUUCUGAUCGCGCCGCUUCUUAAGCACUUUGCCGUUCGUUCACUUUUCGAGGGCUUGCGCUCCGAGCCAUGGUGCACAAGCAGGGCAUCUGGGCGAAAACAAAGACCGGCAGCAAGGCUGGCUUCGAUAAACUGUACGGAUGGGUGGACAAACUCGGGCCCCCGAUAAACAGGCUCUCAAACAAAGUGGGCGCUGAAGCUUUUUGGCCGACAACUCUAGACAAGGAAAGCGACAAGGCCGCCAGGAUUCUGAGGAGCUUCUGCAAGGAUGGCUUCUACGUCGAAGAGGAGACCCCAAACACAGAUGGCCCGAAAUCGAAGCAGAAGGUGGUCAAGAAGAUCCCGCCAGAGGUGAUCAAGAAUGCCAAGGGACUCGCUGUUUUCACGGUUAUGCGAACGGGGCUGUGGGUUUCCGGCGCCGGAGGCAGUGGAAUACUCAUUGGCCGCAAAGAGGACGGGACGUGGUCUCCACCGUCGGGCAUCAUGCUCCAUACCGCAGGGUUAGGCUUCUUAGCAGGAGUGGACAUAUACGAUUGCGUGGUCGUCAUCAACACCCAGAAAGCCCUCGAAGCCUUCUCCAAGAUACGAUGCACGUUGGGGGGCGAGAUCAGCGCUGUUGCAGGUCCUGUUGGCGUAGGAGGCAUGCUAGAGACUGAGCUUCACAAGCGUCAAGCACCAAUCUUCACCUACCUGAAGUCGCGGGGCCUUUACGCAGGAGUACAGGUCGAUGGAACGAUCAUCAUUGAACGGACAGACGAGAACGAGAGAUUCUAUGGCGAGCGCAUUGGUGUCAAGGAAAUUUUGGCUGGCAAAGUCCGACAUGCCCCGUACGAGACACGGAGGCUUUUAGAGACCCUCAGAGCCGCCCAGGGGGAUACCGACUUUGACCAGUCCCUGCUACCUGACGAGGCACCCCCCGCAGACUUUGAAGUUGAGAGCGAGAAAAAGGUAUUUGGAGUACCAAACAGUGAGGAUCCAGAUCCUUUCGGAGUGUUGGCUCUGGAACAAGCGGGGCUCGAGAUCAGAGAAGCCGGCACUCGGAGAAGGCCGACAAGCGAGCAGUUCGAAUUCAAACCUAGUCCAACUAGUCCUAUAUACACGACAUUCCGGCAUAGCAUGGAUCGCUCGACCAUGGAGGCAAGAAGCAGAAGAUCAAGCUGGCGGACAAGCGCUAUGAGCAGUAUCGCGGAGAGCCGUCAAAGUAUAAUGGUAGAUUCAGAGACUCAAACGGACCUUGAAACUCCUUCGUCGCCACAAGAGAACUCAAACCUGCCACCCACACCUGGACCGCCGUCGAGUAGUGGGAUGAGAGACAUACCAGAAGAAAAGAGCAUAGACGAUGCGAGGAGAGCAAGCGCUUCCCAGACAGAUGAUAUCAAGGACGAGCCCCAUCCAAAGAUCUCAGUUGAAACAGCAGCAGAGGAAGAGGAAGAACGGGCACUCACGUCAGAAAAGGGAUAUGAAGAUGAUAACAACAAAGCAACAAGCGUCGACGAUAUGAAAGACAUAUCGACUUUCAAUUCAAACUCAUCAUCGGGGUUCGUUGAUGAACACCUCGACGACGAUGCGGACGACGAUGUGGAACUGGUAGAGCCGGUUACAUAUCUGCAAGCUUCCGCUCCGCAAAUGGUCACCCGCGCACGCAUCGUCACUGUUCCGAAACCUGUCCCUCCGAAGCUACCGCCCCGAAGCCCGCUUCGCAAGCGACAUUCUGAUAACUCGAACUUCUCCAGCGAGGGCAACACACCUGGCGAAUCACGCGAUAUGGCCUGCGGCCCUUCUCCUGACCAUCCAGGGUCGCCGCCAACGCCCUCGCUUCGAAAUGAUGCGUCAUCCGGUUAUUCGUCUCAUGAGAGCGUAUCCUCGAUGGAAGCAUUGGGACCGACCGAUCAUCAGCCAGUGGCGAAAGGCAAACUGAACGCCUUACAAAAACAAGAGGACAACGCAUUCAUUUCUGCGCCUUCGUCCCCGCCUAGGCAAGUACCAGGCAGCUUCCAUUGAGGGAAGUGCUUUUAAUGAUCCGACGUUUUGUGGGAGGGAUCAGUGAGUUCCACUGAACAUUAUUUUGUGUCACGAGGAUAUCUGUAUUUGGGUAAGAUUACUUCUGGCCCUCAAGCUCCCUUGGGUAUGGCGUAUGGCAUUUAAUGACUUAUUAUGGUAUCAUGUAUAUGCUUAUGAAAGGCGCAUUUGGAGGAUUUUGGUCUAGUGAACCUCGUGCUGGUAUGUGGCCAUGGUAUGUAUGAGGUGUGGUAUCCCACAGGUGCGAAUCACGAAUAGUCAACAGUAUUGUUUAUUACAUAUAUAUAUAUAUAUACUUUUUUUUUGCUUUCA
Westerdykella ornata is the source of this 2685-nucleotide messenger RNA. Its product is annotated as DUF500-domain-containing protein. Gene Ontology annotation, molecular function: phosphatidylinositol binding. Lineage: Eukaryota; Fungi; Ascomycota; Dothideomycetes; Pleosporales; Sporormiaceae. The transcript has 3 exons. The record is from RefSeq and is a predicted model, not a curated record. The coding region runs from base 424 to 2355 and encodes 643 amino acids.